This is a messenger RNA of Paramecium pentaurelia, 3101 nucleotides long. The record is from the annotation of a GenBank genome assembly. Lineage: Eukaryota; Ciliophora; Oligohymenophorea; Peniculida; Parameciidae.
AUGUAUUAAGGUAGAAUGGAUGAUAAUCAAUGGAUUAAUGAUGAUCAUAUGGAUUAGGUAUUAAUAUAUUUGUUAAAUGAAAGCCUGAAGAUGUAGGAUUUGACAAGGAAGAGAUAACAAAAGUGGAUUUAUUUGUUAAUAAACCAUUUGAUAUUCCCAAUUUUCCAAAGAAUGAAUAAAUAAAAUAGGCAGGAAUAUCUUCACAUAUGUUUGUGAUAAUAACAAGAUAAAAUAACAUAUAUCGAUGGAGACCAGAGAAAGAUGAUCAUUGUGUGUAAAUGGAAUUACCAGAAGUACAAUAAAGUGGUUUGACAGGUAAAUUAUUGGGAGGGAAAAGGAAUGAAAGAAAAGACAUUAUAUUAGAGAGAUUAUUUUUAUAUGGACCACAUGCUUUGAUAGUUUCAGACAAUGGGGAAAGUUUUUAUAUAAAUGUUAGAUCAGAUAGGAUACGAUCAAUGGAAUAAUUAAAAGGAAAAUAGAUUAAAUGUAUUGGUUGGGAUGAUCAAUGUGAUGAGACUGACACUCAUGAAAUAUUGUUAGCAACAAAAGAUUCUAAAAUCUAUAUAUAUAGAAUUGAUUGUAGAUAAGGAGAUGUAAGAGAAGAAGAAGCAAAAUUAAUGGUCACAAUUCCAAAUGAAAGAUAAAUCAAUUAAAUAGAACAAUUUACAGUGAUGUAUGAUAAUAAUAAAUACGCUUGUGUUGUUGUUUCAACUAACUUUAGUUUAUUCUUCUUUUAUGGAUUGAAUAGUCUUAGCAUUUUAUUUACUAAAUAUAAAGAUCCUUAAAGUGUAGCUAGAGCAGAAUCAUAACCAUCUCGUUAUCAUACUAGUUUAUUAGCUGUAUCUUAAAGGAAAAAUUCAUUUUUAUUUACAAAUGGGAAAUCAUUAAAUUUAUUCACUCUUCCUGAGAAGGAUUUGAAUGAAUCAAUAUUGCAAUAAGCUAAAUUAUUGAAAACUGUUAAUAAUUAUUCAGAAAUGCCAGUCUAAAUAGGAUUAACAGAAUUUCAUUAUUUUAUUUUAAGUGCUGAUUCUUUGACUAUUUUCAGUAAAAUAACUUAAUAAGAAGUAUAAAAAUAUGAACUUAGAGGUAUGGGUAGAAUUAUGGGUAUGUAAUAUGAAAGAGAUGGUAAAGUUUUUUGGAUAUAUUCUGAAAGGACAUUUUGUAAAAUAGAAACUGAAGAUGAAGAUAAGGAAGCAUGGAAAUUAUUAAUGGAUUAAAAAAUGUAUAUAGAAGCUUAUGAAAUAUCAAAUAAGUAUAAUUCAGAAUAUACUAAAUAUAUUGCUGGAUUAUGUGGAGAUCAAUUAUUUUAAUAAAAAAAAUAUAAUGAAGCUGCAUCUUAUUAUUAAAAAUCAUCAAAAAAUUUUGAAGAGAUUUUUUUGAAAUUUUUGAAUUGCGAUGAUAUGAAAGCUAGAAUUGGAUUAGAAUAGUAUUUAAAACAUUUAAUUAAUAAUUUGAAAGGAGAAAUUGAAAGAACAUUAGUUUUGGGAUGGCUUGCAGAAUUAUUGAUAUAUAGAUUAAAUGAAUAAGAGAAGUUAAUACAUGAAACUAGAAAUUAUGAAAAUGAAGCUUAAAGAGAUAAAGAUAUAAAAGAAAAGAAAUAAUAAUUAAAUUAAUUAAAUGAAGAUUUAGAUAAUUUUUUGAAAACUUAUAAAUUAGAAUUAGAUUAAAAUCUAGUUUAUUAAAUUAUGGUAAGUCAUGGUAGAUUAUAAAAUUGUGUUGAAUAUGCUAAAUUAAAUAAUAAUUAUGAGAUGAUCAUUUAACAUUAUAUAAAUGAAGAGAAUUAUAAAGAAGCUAUUAAAAAUUUGAAUAAUGUUAAAGAAAAGAGUUCAAUGGAAAUCAUUUAAAAAUAUUCAUUUAUUCUUAUGAGACAUGAACCAGAAUAAACAUUAGAUAUUUUAUAAAAGAAUAUUAAGAAAUUUGAUUAAACUAAAAUUAUUGGUGGUCUAAUGAAUAUUCCUGUAGAAAAAAGAGAAUUUGGAAUAAGAUUCUUAGAACAUUCAAUAACUAAAUUAGAUUGUGCUGAUAAAAGUAUACAUAAUAUCUUAAUAUUCUUUUUAACUUAACCAUUAUAAAAAGAAAAACUUAAUUAUUAUUUAUAGGAAUAAGAAGCAAUAUUAAAAAAGACAGAAAAGGUUAAUUUUGAUUUAGAUUUUGCAUUAAGACUAUUUAAAUAAGCAAGUUGUAUUGAUGCUCAAAUCACUAUUUAUGGAAUGAUGUCUCUUUAUACUGAAUCAGUUACUUUAGCUUUAGAUUAUGGAAUGAUUGAAAAAGCUAAAGAAUAUGCUUAAAAACCAGAAGAUGAUGAUGAGAAAAAGAAGAAACUAUGGAUGAUGAUUGCUGAAAGAUUAUUAUCUUAAAAUUAAGAUAUUGAUAAGGUUAUUGAACUUACAAAAAAUAGUUAGUAAAUUAAAAUUGAAGAUCUUUUACCUCAUUUUAAUGAAAAUAUAAAGAUUGAACAAUUCAAAGAUGAAAUUUGUAAUUCUCUUAAGAAAUAUAAUGAAGAAAUUGAAAAAUUAAAAGAUGAAAUGAAAAAGUUAUCAGCAAAUUCAGAUUAAUUAAAAAAUGAAUUAAAAAUGACAAAAAAUAAAUUUUUAAUUAUUGAUACAUAAUAAAAAUGUGAUCAUUGUGCUAAAUAAUUAUUCAAUGAUACAUUUUAUAUUUUCCCAUGUAAUCAUGGAUUUCAUAAAGUAAAAUUAACCAAUAUAAAUAGGAUUGCAUAGUUACAAAAAUUAAAUCAUUACCUUAACAUUAAGCUAAUAUUCCAUAGAUAGAAACAUAUGAUAUGACUAUGUAAUCUAUAUUAGUCAAAUCAAAUCCCAGUCAAAAUGCUAGUAAAAAAUAAUAAGGUAAUUAAUCAUUUUAUGUUUUGAUCAGAUGGUUAGUCCUUCUUUUAAAUAAUGAAUAUUUUUGGAGGAGCUAAAUAGGAAUAGAGACCAUAAUCCACAUUAACUCCAGAUGAAGAGAAACUAUUGAGAGAAACAAAAGAAAAGUUUGAUAAAAUUGUUGCUAGUGAAUGUAUAUUUUGUGGACCUAAAGUUGUUGAUUCUAUUCAAUUUGGAUUUGAAUUGGAUGCAAGAGAAAAAGAUACAUGGAGUAUAUGA